This is a messenger RNA of Arctia plantaginis, 1209 nucleotides long. NCBI's taxonomy places the organism in Eukaryota, Metazoa, Arthropoda, Insecta, Lepidoptera, Erebidae. The record is from the annotation of a GenBank genome assembly.
AUGGGGACAGAAGUAGCUAUAUCAUUCAGUUCUUUACGUACUCAACUAGAAAAUGAAAAGAGUAGUUUAUUUAAAAUAGAUGAGAAUAUAAAGAAAAUUGUUCAAACAACCGGAAGAUUCAACGAUAGAUUCAAUUCAUCAGGAGAGUACCCCAGAGGCAACAACAGGACAGGAGGCAGAAAUGCUUUUCUAGACGGAGCGAAUAAUUUCAAAAAUGAAGAUCAAUUCGCAAAGCGAAAACAUGAAACCAAAACUGUGUUUAGCAGAUUAUCAGCCCGUGUUCACGACAGCGAUGGUGAAGAGGAUGGCCCUGGUAAUAAAAGAGCACGAGUGCCAUCAGCAGUUUGUCGAGAGCUGCCUACUAGAGCUGCAGUCCUCCGGGCACAGGGUGAUGACGAACAGGCUAGGACUCGGAAUAGACGCAUUUUCGGAUCAUUAUUAGGUACUCUACAAAAAUUCAAACAGGAAGAAAUUGGAUUACAAACUAAGGAAGAUAAAAAAGCCCAAGUAGAACGAAAAAUAGAAGAACAAGCCCGAUUAGAAAAGGAAAGAGAGCAGAAAGAAAGAAAGACUUUAUUUGCAGAAAGAGAACAUAAGAAAGCCACAAUUAAAGCUUUAGAGGCCAAGAUGGGCCGGGUUCAAGAGUUUGAGAAGUGGGAGGCAUCACAAAAGAACCUUGGUAACUUUAUACUGACAAAGUCCAAACCACACGUUUACUGGUUGCCUAAGAAGAUGUCUGAUAAAGCUAAUGAAAAGUUGGACGCCAGUAGAAAAUAUCAUGAGAAGUAUAUGACUAAGAAGAAGCAAGAACUUCAAGAAGAGCUCCAUCGGAUAGAGCAGCGCUGUCUACGGCCAAGAGGCCCGGGCGGACCUGCCGCCAAGGAGAACGACCCGGCUCACCAAGAUCAUCAGGACAGCCAGGACACAGGGGUCAAGAAACGGGACAAGUUUGCCAUGGAUGUUGACAAAGAAGAUAGUGAAAAUGAAGAUGCCCAUGAGGAGGAAAACCAUGGAGUUACUAAAGAGAAUGGUGAACAGGAGACUGAAACUAAAACAGAUGUGAGUAAGCAGGAGUCAUCAAUAGACCAGGAUACAAGCAUGGAACCAGCACUGGACUCUUCGGCGUUAGAAACCCCACAAGUGUCCAUGGAAGUGAGCGCCCUGGACGAGUCGCAGGCUGGUACGGUGCAGAGCGAGGAAAACUCCUAA